CAUCCCAAAGGUAGAGAAGCAGUUUUUACUACUGCAGCUUAUCGCAAUCGUAAAGGUAGAAUCACCGGAGGUCUGUCCCACCCUGUUGAAUAUCUGAGAUGACUAUUUCCUCGCCCAUCACACCGGGGCUCGCAAUUUUCGCUUUAAAAAAGCGUGCGAUACGGGACACUAUGCAAUUUACCUACCUAUGCCACCAACACUUGAAAUUCAAGCUCCUCCUUCUUCUAGCCCCCUGAAUAGCUGAGCUACAUAACCGUUUAUUUGAUAAUUGUCCGGGAUGCCCGCGCAACGCCCCCGCGCAGCUUUUGAACCGCUCUCCCCAGACCUGGACGUGAAGGCCCUAGUGGAAUCGACACCAAACUUUGAGUAUGUCACUAGAAUACACUGCAAUACUAUUGAUGCAAAUGGCUUGGACGACUUUGAAAAGCUCGUCGCACUUCUAGUCGUUCGAUUGGGAAAGCCGUUGGUCGUUGAGGGAUUCGACAAAAGGCUAGACAAUACCCUGUUCUCUGAGAAGUGGCUUAGAGGCCAUUAUUCUGCAAAGACCGAGUAUGCACGAAAUCUAAGUACGAAGACCGAUCUGCCUCUCACAAUAGGACAUUAUCUCAAGAACAUGCCGCUUCUUACCGAGCAAUGGACGGCGUACAACUACAAAGACCCUGAUCGCCAGCGCAUAUAUCUCAAAGAUAUCGAUUGCCCUCCUGAAUGGCACGAUGAAUUGAAAAAAGUUAUACCAUCGCCGGUCUUUUAUCUCAAUAAGGCCCACUCAACUGCCCCGAUUGCCAGAGCCGGUGAUCUAAUGAGCUGCCUUCCCCCGAAUGCGCGUGCAGAAAACCUCAUGUGUUACAUCGGUCACGAAGGAACUUAUACACCAGCCCAUCAAGAGAUGUGCGGCAGCCUCGGCCACAAUAUCAUGGUCGAGGCAUCGGAUGGCUCAAAUGAAUAUGGAAAGGAUACCAAGCCUGGGUCUUCUAUUUGGUUUAUGACGGAGAGCAAGGACCGCCGUGCUGUCUCUGAUUAUUGGAUGUCCACGCUUGGCCAUGACAUUGACAUCGAAGAUCAUUUCGCUCAGAUCAAUGCUUGGAAAGCGGCACCAUUCACGACAUACGUCGUCGAGCAAAAACCAGGAGACUUCAUUCUCAUCCCACCUCUGGCGGCGCAUCAGGUGUGGAACCGCGGAACGAGGACAAUGAAAGUCGCUUGGAAUCGGACCACCGUGGAGACUUUAGACAAGGCGUUACAUGAAGCUCUACCUCAUGCAAGGAUGGUUUGCAGGGAUGAGCAAUAUAAGAACAAGUCCAUAGUGUUCUACUCUCUGGAGCAUUACUCGACCGUUCUGAAGAAAGCUCAGAAGCCUGAUAUCAAUGGUCUGAAUUUCAAGAAACUAGUAAAGGAAUUCGAGCAGCUGUUCGGUCUGUACAACGAGGUACUCCUUUCCGAAUGCUUUGACAACAAUUCACCUGAGCGAGAUGUUGAGUUCAUCCCUUAUGAUAGCAAUAUCACUUGCUCAUACUGUCGUGGGAAUAUCUUCAACAGGUUCCUCACUUGUCCUAACUGCGUCGUCCCCUCAGUCUCAGACGAGGACGAUGCGUACGACAUCUGCAUGGAAUGUUAUGCGAUGGGCCGUAGCUGUGUUUGCAUAUCUGCUCUCAGGUGGGCUGAACAAUUCGAUUGGAAAGACCUCGAAGGGAAGCAUGAGGCUUGGAGGCAACAGUUAAUCAAAGCCAAGACCGAUCUUGAGCAGGUUUACUUGCCUCUAACAACACAGAGAGAGCACUUAAGCAAAAGAACGCUAGCUGAAGUCUGCCAAUUAGAGCUCAGUCGCCGGCCUUGGGUCGAUAUUAGCAAGCCAGUCAUCCAGUCUAAACCUAUGGAAGUGAAGGACAGUGAUACGGAGGACAUUAUUUCUACGCACAAAAGACGAAAAUUGUUCCGGGGUGAUCAAACAGAGAAGGCUGGGCGCUGUCACAUAUGCAAGUAUCUUGAGCCGUUGUGGAAACUUGCCUCAUGCACACAGUGCAGCAAGCAUUAUUGUUACGGCAGUCUCUAUAGGGCUUUCAACAUGCUUCCGCAUCAGACUAUGGAAGUCCUGGAUUGGAAAUGUCCUAAAUGCAUCAAGAUCUGCAGUUGUGCUGCCUGUCGCCGAGAUCCGACGAUGCGCCCUUUUGAGCCCACGUGCAUGUUACUGGGCCACGACACCCGGAAGAUUGCGGACCCGCGUAGUGUGGAAAGUCUUGUAGACUUUCGGCAUUCUAAUCUACGCUGGCUGAAGAAGGCUGCGGAUGACGAGACUUGUCGAUCCAAGGAGCACCACCACCAGCACCAAGAGAACAAGGAUGGAAAUCACGGGCAGCUGGCACCUGAGCAGAGCAUUCAGUUAGAGGAGUCCACUGCGGUGCUCCAAGCCUUGACGGAAUUUGAAGGCAUUCCUGUAGAUCCUGCUCUGGAAAGAUUACUUUUACCCGGCGGCGCAAUGCCCACAGGCCCUGGUGAUCAGUGAGUAUGAGCUACAAGCGGGCGUAAUAUCCUUUCGUAUGCAGGGUCUCCUGGACAUAUUGAAAGCAUGUUCUUAAUUAUGACCAUUGAAGCGGGCGGUCUUAUCUACUUACAUACAAG
Aspergillus saccharolyticus JOP 1030-1 is the source of this 2616-nucleotide messenger RNA. Its product is annotated as putative JmjC domain protein. The record is from RefSeq and is a predicted model, not a curated record. The coding region runs from base 278 to 2500 and encodes 740 amino acids. Lineage: Eukaryota; Fungi; Ascomycota; Eurotiomycetes; Eurotiales; Aspergillaceae. The transcript has 2 exons.